UCUUCGGGUUGUUGUUUGGAAGACGCUUAAGAAGUCUGAGGUGGAUCGUCUGGCUGCUCAGGAGACGCGCGUGUUGUGUUUACCGCUGAGGAAGUUUUGUUGACACUGUUCGUCGUGAGCCGUCUUCAGCCGCCUUUCAGAAUGCGAAUCUCACUGAUCCUUCUGGCGUGUGUGUCCUGCGCCGUGACCUUCCCUUCGUACUACUUUCCCUUUAGCAAUUCCCGAGGAGUGAGUUGGGUCCGGCGAGUGUUGGACUGUCCUGAGCUACUCUACGGUUCUUACGAUCCCAGCAGAUGUCGCCCGAGGAGGGAGAGACGCCCCCAACAGGCCCACCCGCAGCUGACGGUUCUGGAGAUCGUGGAGCCGGAGCCGGGGCGUAUUAGCGUACAUGAGGACGAGAACGGGGGAGUCUUCGCCAUCAGAGUGCCGCACCAGUACAAAGCUGACAAGCCCAAGUGUAAAUCCCACGAGAUUUACGUCGGUGAACUGGACAUAUGCGUCGAUGGGGAGGAGCAUCUGGUGAAGCCCAAAGUGACGGACAGCAAGCGGGGGCAGGAGAAGCAGAAGGAGGACAAGAAGGAGCCAGUCAAGGUGCUUCAGGUUGGCGAGUACGAGAAGGAAAAGUGCGGCCCUGGGGAGAUUUGGGUGCCUGAGGUGGAUGCUUGUCUAGAUAGAAACCCACCGCCGCCCCUUGAACCUGAGGACAGCCCGCCAAAACGCCAGCGAAGCAAGAAACAUGGAUAUUAGAGAGAGAGA
Molecule: messenger RNA, 756 nt
Organism: Portunus trituberculatus (swimming crab)
Lineage: Eukaryota; Metazoa; Arthropoda; Malacostraca; Decapoda; Portunidae
Exons: 4
Coding region: 142-747 (201 amino acids)
Source: RefSeq, a predicted model, not a curated record